AUGAGGACAGUGACUCUUCCAUCUUCUAACUCUAUCAUCUCUCCAUCACGAAGCAACUUUAUGCACACACUGUCUUACAAUGGCAACGCCAAUUCACCCAGCAUCACCAUGUUGAGACCCACGCAACAAAUCGAACAAGACAGUAACCCACACAACACGUCCUCGAACUCAAGACAUUGUACCCACACACAAUCCUCAACCCAAGACACUGUGACCGCCUCCAACCUCAAAGCUCAAGACACAUCGUACCCGCACACUCCAUCGCCCAUCCCAUAA
Messenger RNA from Plenodomus lingam JN3, 276 nucleotides. The record is from RefSeq and is a predicted model, not a curated record. NCBI's taxonomy places the organism in Eukaryota, Fungi, Ascomycota, Dothideomycetes, Pleosporales, Leptosphaeriaceae.